Molecule: messenger RNA, 1104 nt
Organism: Oncorhynchus mykiss (rainbow trout)
Lineage: Eukaryota; Metazoa; Chordata; Actinopteri; Salmoniformes; Salmonidae
Product: neuritin
Biological process (GO): nervous system development; neuron projection extension
Cellular component (GO): plasma membrane
Source: RefSeq, a predicted model, not a curated record
CCUCAAUUUAUGACGCUCUGAAAUAAGCACUUUAUUUGGUCUUUUGAUUUUGCUCAAUAUUAUUCUCAGAGAAACCAAAGAUGACUGAUGUCAGAUUGACAAGGGAUCCGACUGAGAGGAGACUGUCCAUAUGUACCAAUGGGCUAUUUGUUUGUCAGCAAAUGAGAGACAUGGGAUGGCACUAAACGUAUCUCUGGCGAAGAGCGUUGAUGAGGUGAGAGAAGCGCUCUGAGACGAAGCACGCACGCGAGGGGCAGGUUAAGUAACGUCACCGUUAUCAUGUUUUGGAUCGAGAAUAAACUGCACCUGAUACUGCAAAUGUCAAUCGCCUCCUGGUAACCAGAUAGGACGUCAUAAGUAAUUUAUCUUGAUCGAUUCAUCUUACUUCGCUUUGAUUUUUUUCUCAAUUUAUGAGCGACUUUGUUGGAUCCCACAGAUGGCGAGAGGCACCCUCCGCUGGGUUUGAUAUGGGAAUGGGAUUUACGUCAGCGAAGAUUCUAAUAUUUUGUGCAUGUAUUACAUUAGUGUCCCUGGCUGUGGCAAGAGUCUCAGCGGCAGAUGUGAAGUGUGAGAAUAUUUACAGGGACUUCUCUGACUGUGUUCUGGAGCUGGGGGAGAGCAUGGAUAACUACCAGGAGAAUGUGACCAGCGAGAUGGGAGUGGAAGCUGUGUGUAGCCACUGGGAGGCGUUCCACACGUGUGCCCUGACGGCACUGUCCGGGUGUCAGGAGGAGGUGGGCUCCAUCUGGGAGACGCUAAGAGAAGACUCCAGGAAGAUCCGCUUCCAGGGCAGCCUCUUCGACCUGUGCAGCCCUAGCUCGGCCCCAAGCCUGCGCUCGCCUCUACCCCUGCUGUUCCUGGGCUUGUUGAUCCUGGGAGGGCCCAUCUGGCCCCCCACAUAGGUGAGGGAUGCCUCUCUCCUCCUCCUCGCUUCCACCACCAUGCGCUCUCACAUUCCCCGAGGUGGGGUGAGUAGCGAGACGAUCAGUGAGUAGAGAGGGGAUAUGGAUUGAAGAUUAGGUUAGCACACAGAGCCAUGUCUCCAUGGAGACACCAUUGAUAUCUAUAGUACUGGGUAAUCAGAAGGCUAUGAUGUCACAGAGC